Lodderomyces jiufengensis is the source of this 699-nucleotide messenger RNA. RefSeq lists its product as uncharacterized. The coding region runs from base 1 to 699 and encodes 232 amino acids. The record is from RefSeq and is a predicted model, not a curated record. Lineage: Eukaryota; Fungi; Ascomycota; Pichiomycetes; Serinales; Debaryomycetaceae. The transcript has a single exon.
AUGUCUAAUUAUAACAAAUCUAAAAUUAACAAAACCAUUAAUAAAAUGAAUCAAGUUGAACAAUCUUUGAGAUCUAAUCCUAAUGAAAUAACGGAACAAAAUUUAAAAAAUUUGGAACAAUCAAAAUUCACAAAACCAAUAAAGGAUUCAAAAUUUGUUGAAACAACAAAUAUAUCAUUAGUAUCUACUAAUUCAAGUUAUCAGAACAACCUAUUAAAUGAUGAAUAUAAUGAUGAAGAUGAUCAAGAACAAAUAAAUUCAAAUCUAAUAAUAGAUGAUAAUUCAUCAAUUGAUCAGCAAACAAAUACAAGUUUAUUUAUGAAUGAUCCAUUUUUAAGACCAUUAUCUCAAAAUUCUACUACUUCAUGUUUAUCAACUACUGCAACAAAAGAUGGUAUAGAAGGUAGAAGAUUAUAUCGAAAUAAUCAUUUAAAUCAAUAUACAACAAAUUUAAUUAAUAAUAAUAAUCAACAACAAUAUUUACAUCAACCUAUAUCAAAAUCUCAAUUAAGUCAACAACAAUUAGAAGAUAAUGAUUCAAUACUAGAUUAUAAUAAUCAAGAGAAAAGUAAUGAAGUAAUACCUGAUGAAAAUAAAUCUUAUGAUAGUAAUAAUGCAAGUAUAAUAAGUUUACAUCAAACCUCAAUUUAUCCAAAUAGUAUUAAUAGUAAUAGUAAUAGUAUUCAAAUAGAUGAUUAA